Messenger RNA from Porites lobata, 4691 nucleotides. Lineage: Eukaryota; Metazoa; Cnidaria; Anthozoa; Scleractinia; Poritidae. The record is from the annotation of a GenBank genome assembly.
GUUGCUGUCUCGGAUGCUGUGGAAUCUGCAGAUGGUAAGUUAUUGGCACCAGGAUCCGCAGUGGGGAAAUAUCGGCGAGCAAAGCAAGCGGGGCGGUAGUCUGGGGAGGGGUUAAGGUGCUUUAACUGUCCCCUCUCCAAUUGGCCUAACUUUUUGUUUGUGUCGGUUGUUUGUUUUGGUAGCGGAGGGAGUAGGGACACUUAAAAAAACGUCUUAUGUAAAGCGGUCAUUUUAUAGGACAGGAAAUAGCCAUCUUUCGCCACCAGCAUUUUCUCCCCUUCUCUACAAAAUUUAAAAAUGAAACAAGGCAGCUUGUUUCAAAUAAUUAUGUAUGUGCAAACUUCUAGUUACAGAUAAAUCUUAGUAUGAUAAAACUGUAACAUGUUUGUGAGCGUUAUAUUGUAUUGCUUUGAAAGAAGCACUCGUUAUGUUUCAAAAUAUGACAAAUGAGAAUGAUUAUACCUUGUCAAGUAUUUAUGAAAACAGCUAAUAAUACCUCAUAUCUUAAUUGAGGCAUCUUAGAAUAUCGUGCAUUUUGGGUGAAAAAAAAAAGUUAAAAGGAUUGAAUAGAACAGCUCAGCGAUGACCCCACUUACACCCGCUUUUUUAGGGUUGAAGAUAGAAUAUUGAAUCACUAAACGUUCUCAGUAGAUUUAUGUGAUAGCCUCGUAGAGUAAUAUAUCAUUCUGUACGUGCGGGGCAUUCUCUCAACUCAGAACGAUGCGCUUACAAGCAUUUUUGCUACUUGUUUCGUUCCAGUGGUCCAACUCAUUGCAUGGUAAAUGUCUUUACAUUUUUGAAAACAGAUUUUCGUUAUGUUUAAAGACUGCCUUUCAAACCAGCUCGCGCUAUUCCACUCUGCAAUUCAUCCUGUAAAUAGUUUCUACAGCACUUUCAUGCGUACAGAUAAUAAUGAUCCAUUUUGAUGGAAAGUCUGUUAAAAGCCUGUUUCAAAAAGAUUCUUUGCAGAUGACUUUAAUAAUUUACCCUAAAAUUGGGAGGUAGAAAUUGGUUUAAAUUGUGUUUAAUUUUCAUCAUUUUAACAUAGACUAUUUCAUGUUUACUUACCUUAAACAAAAUUUCUAGUGUUUGUGCGUUUUUUCUAUACUUCCUUUGAUUUUCUCUUUUAAUAAUAUUUUCAGUUUUCGUCUUUUAUUUCAAGUCAUUUUAAGUUUUCUUAGUUCCAAUCCCUUCCUAAGAUUGCAUUUUCUAUUUGGAUUGUUAGAGCUGGUCCAGUUGUUCAGUGGAUGCGCAUGCGCUAUUCGCAUUUGCCACGUACAUUUUGAGAAGUAAGAAGAGGGGUUUUGUUAAUUUGUGUAGCAAAAAAGUCUCGAUCCCUAGCUAUAUUGAGACAUAAUUAUUUCCAGGAGCCCAAAACCCUGUUGCGUUGUUAUUGAUACAAUCAAAUUAAGGUAAUACGUUCAUGUUCGAAAUAUGCAUUCAUUAAACUCUGUUCGUGAUGAAAAUCAGGAACGUAUUAACCUCAACCCCACCCACACCCCAUUCAACCGCACAAUGGUAGGAAGAAAAUUAAGGAAAUACUUAUUAGCCAAAAUUUAAAGUUUUGUUAAUAAUUGUUUAAUAGACUAUUAAUAGACGAUAUAAGAUACUUUUAAAGUCUCUAAAUUAUUUCGUGACUGCUGCUGUGCAGUGUGAAAUACAUUACUGGCUUGACCAUUCCGUGUGGCUUUAUUGAGCAUACUUAGGCUCCCGGAGAGGCUAGAUUACCGUAUUCUUGCUACUUUACAAAUCUUAUCACGUUUCACACCAGUACACCAUCCAGAUGGCUUUUGAGCAACUUUGAGGCCUUUAAAAUGCUUGCAUAAUUUCAUUUUCUUCAUUUUCAGUUGCUGUCUCGGAUGCUGUGGAAUCUGCAGACGGUAAGUUAUUGGCACCAGGAUCCGCAGUGGGGAAAUAUCGGCGAGCAAAGCAAGCGGGGCGGUAGUCUGGAGAGGGGUUAAGGUGCUUUAACUGUCCCCUCUCCAAUUGGCCUAACUUUUUGUUUGUGUGGUUGUUUGUUUUGGUAGGGGAGGGAGUAGGGACACUUAAAAAAACAUCUUAGUAAAGCGGUCAUUUUAUAGGACAGGAAAUAGCCAUCUUACGCCACCAGCAACUUCUCCCCUUCUCUACAAAAUUUAAAAAUGAAACGAGGCAGCUUGUUUCAAAUAAUUAUGUAUGUGAAAACUACUAGUUACAGAUAAAUCUUAGUAUGAUAAAACUGUAACAUGUUUGUGAGCGUUAUAUUGUAUUGCUUUGAAAGAAGCACUCGUUAUGUUUCAAAAUAUGACAAAUGAGAAUGAUUAUACCUUGUCAAGUAUUUAAGAAAACAGCUAAUAAUAGCUCAUAUCUUAUUUGAGGCAUCUUAGAAUAUCGUGCAUUUUGGGUGAAAAAAAAAAAAGUUAAAAGGAUUGAAUGGAACAGCUCAGCGAUGACCCCAAUUAAACCGCUUUUUUAGGGUUGAGGAUAGAAUAUUGAAUCACUAAAAGUUCUCAGUAGAUUUAUGUGAUAGCCUCGUAGAGUAAUAUAUCAUUCUGUACGUGCGGGGCAUUCUCUCAACUCAGAACGAUGCGCUUACAAGCAUUUUUGCUACUUGUUUCGUUCCAGUGGUCCAACUCAUUGCAUGGUAAAUGUCUUUACAUUUUUGAAAACAGAUUUUCGUUAUGUUUAAAGACUGCCUUUCAAACCAGCUCGCGCUAUUCCACUCUGCAAUUCAUCCUGUAAAUAGUUUCUACAGCACUUUCAUGCGUACAGAUAAUAAUGAUCCAUUUUGAUGGAAAGUCUGUUAAAAGCCUGUUUCAAAAAGAUUCUUUGCAGAUGACUUUAAUAAUUUACCCUAAAAUUGGGAGGUAGAAAUUGGUUUAAAUUGUGUUUAAUUUUCAUCAUUUUAACAUAGGCUAUUUCAUGUUUACGUACCUUAAACAGAAUUUCUAGUGUUUGCGCAUUUUUUCUAUACUUCCUUUGAUUUUCUCUUUUAAUAAUAUUUUCAGUUUUCGUCUUUUAUUUCAAAUCAUUUUAGGUUUUCUCAGUUCCAAUCCCUUCCUACUAAAGAUUGCAUUUCCUAUUUGGAUUGUUAGAGCUGUUCCAGUUGUUCAGUGGAUGCGCAUGCGCUAUUCGCAUUUGCCACGUACAUUUCGAGAAAUAAGAAGAACGGUUUUGUUAAUUUGUGUCGCAAAAAAGUCUCGUUCCUAGCUAUAUUGAGAUAUAGUUAUUUCCAGGAGCCCAAAACCCUGUUGCGUUGUUAUUGAUACAAUCAAAUUAAGAUAAUACGUUCAUGUUCGAAAUAUGCAUUCAUUAAACUCUGUUCGUGAUGAAAAUCAGGAACGUAUUAACCUCAACCCCACCCACACCCCAUUCAACCGCACAAUGGUAGGAAGAAAAUUAAGGAAAUACUUAUUAGCCAAAAUUUAAAGUUUUGCUAAUAAUUGUUUAAUAGACUAUUAAUGGACGAUAUAAGAUACUUUUAAAGUCUCUAAAUUAUUUCGUGACUGCUGCUGUGCAUUGUGAAAUACAUUACUGGCUUGACCAUUCCGUGUGGCUUUAUUGAGCAUACUUAGGCUCCGGGAGAGGCUAGAUUACCGUAUUCUUGCUACUUUACAAAUCUUAUCACGUUUCACACCAGUACACCAUCCAGAUGGCUUUUGAGCAACUUUGAGGCCUUUAAAAUGCUUGCAUAAUUUCAUUUUCUUCAUUUUCAGUUGCUGUCUCGGAUGCUGUGGAAUCUGCAGAUGGUAAGUUAUUGGCACCAGGAUCCGCAGUGGGGAAAUAUCGGCGAGCAAAGCAAGCGGGGCGGUAGUCUGGGGAGGGGUUAAGGUGCUUUAACUGUCUCCUCUCCAGUUCGCUACUCGGCUCCCUUCACUCACCGUUCUUUUUUUUCGUUAUGGAGUCUGGCCCCAGCCCACUAAGCUAUAACUGUCUUACAAAAUAAUUACAGUAAACAUUGUAAAUGUGGAGUUAUUUGGCGCAGACCUCAGUUCUAUUACGUGAUAUGGCCAGCCUUUUCAAUGCAAAAAAUUACCAAAAAAUAAUUAUGGGGCUAGUGCUGUCUAAUAAAUUUUGUUUGGCACCUUCUCCAUAACUCUAAAGGAGCAUUUUGUAUAAGUGUAUAGGCACUAAGUAAUGACUUCAGCACAUAAUAUUCCCCAAACCAGCAAUAUCCUCGGGACAAACCCCCUUUAACACUAGGAUAAUUGACUAAUAUAGAUUAAAACGCCCGAUCACUUUUGUGGGAAGUCAAAUCUCUUUCUUUUUUCCACGAGCUUGACGUGGCGAGUGUUUCACCUUUUCCAAAACGAAACGUGUUAUCAUUCUCUUGUCUUACAGUGUCAGCGUGUCCAAAUAUGACAAUCCUGACAGGGACUUCAGGCAUCAUCACAAGUCCUUCUUACCCGGGAAAGUAUGGUAAUUACCACAGAUGCAGCUGGAAAAUCAUGGCAAGUACAGGAUAUCACGUCAAAUUGGUCAUUCAAGACAUGGAAAUAGAAGGUGGGACUAACUGUCCCUACGACUACAUACAAAUUCAAAAUGCUGUCAUAUAUGGUAGUGGUGUGCUUCCUGGGCGUUUAUGUGGUUCACUCACCAGCAAUUCGACUUUUUCUUCUUACGACGAAACCUUGAUUGUACGUUUUGUUACUGAUGUUUCUGUAACAGCCCGUGGAUUUAAAGCAAGAUAUACUGUUAUUCCUGGUAAGUAG